AUGCCCCGGCUCCCACCAAGACUGCUCUACCGCGCUCACAGAAUCUCUCCCCAUCUAAGGAUCCUCUUGCCCGCAUGCAGGGAUAUUGAGUCUGCGCGGCAUGAGCUGCGCUGGAUAAGAGAGCACGUGUCGUCUUUUCCAUCCACUCGCCAUGCCAAAGUGCCCGUCACCUCCUCGGCCGCCGCCACGUCGAAGCGCGAGGAACAAGAGGCAAAAGUAGCCCACCUCUGCGCGCGUCGCGGCCGCGGCGAACCUCUGCAGUAUGUCCUGGGCACACAGCCCUUCGGCCCCUUGGAAAUACGCUGCGCGCCCGGCGUGCUGGUGCCCCGGCUCGAGACCGAGGCCUACACGGUGUACCUGGCGGACCUGCUGACCCGACACUACUCCUCGUCGUCGCCGCAUCCACCCCAGAGGCACCAGGAAACCAGUGGUGGUGAGCUAGUCACCAAGGGCGACGACGAGGGCCGUCUCGGCGUGCUUGAUUUGUGUACUGGCACCGGAUGUAUUGCUCUGCUCUUGUACGAGCGCCUGCGCCGGCACGCCCAGCGGCGUCUACUGCCACCUCCUCGUGUCGCCGGCGUGGACAUCAGCCCCACGGCCGUGGCGCUGGCGCGGCGCAAUCUAGACGACAACACGCGAGCUGGCCUCUUGCCAAGAGAGAACGCCAACGCCGCCGUGGUCUUUACCGAGGCGGAUAUCUUUGCCGACGAUUUCCUGGCCCGCAGUCAAGACGGUUUGUUGAUGCCCUCCGGCCAAGUCGACGUUUUGGUGUCGAACCCGCCGUACAUAUCUACGCGCGGCUUUGACCGCGACACGGGGCGCUCUGUGCGCAACUUUGAGCCGCGAUUGGCUUUGGUGCCAGACGAGAGACUAAAAGCGACUGCCGUGCUUCUAGAAUGUGCAUUGGAGGAUGUAUUUUACGCACGUCUUUUGGAUAUUGCAAAGGAGCUCAAACCCAGAUUUGUCCUGUUCGAGGUUGGGGAUCUAGAGCAGGCGAAAAGAGUUGUGAAAAUGGCCACGACGCUGGGUAACAGCGAGGACUUUGCUUUUGAGAUAUGGAGAGAUGAGCCGGAUGCCGAGGGUACUGAGGUCUUUGAAAUGGGAUCAGGGUCUACCAUUGCGACUAUCCGAGGAGAGGGACACGGCAGGUCUGUUUUCAUAUAUCGCAAAACAAAAUCAUGA
Pestalotiopsis fici W106-1 is the source of this 1182-nucleotide messenger RNA. RefSeq lists its product as uncharacterized. The record is from RefSeq and is a predicted model, not a curated record. The coding region runs from base 1 to 1182 and encodes 393 amino acids. Gene Ontology annotation, cellular component: mitochondrion. The transcript has a single exon. Gene Ontology annotation, biological process: methylation. NCBI's taxonomy places the organism in Eukaryota, Fungi, Ascomycota, Sordariomycetes, Amphisphaeriales, Sporocadaceae. Gene Ontology annotation, molecular function: nucleic acid binding; methyltransferase activity.